AUGUCUUUGACGAAAUCGACGCAGGCGACUGCAGCUUCAUCAUCGAAUGCCUUGACGACGCCUUUCAAGCAACCUAGAGGCUGCGGUAACGAGUUUCCAGUGACGAAGAACUUCACCAGCUUCUACAGGACCAACAGCACAACGACAAGCUCAGUCCACACUGUCAUCGCCUCUGGCCCUGGCGCCUCAGGGUAUGCGGCCUGCCAGCCCUCACAAUGGGAUGAGACAAACACAAGGUUUUCGUUCAGCCCGGGCGUCUGUCCCAGCGCGUGGACAGUCUGGCAGAUCUCGCAAAACACCAAUGGAACCUGGACGGCGCUCUGUUGCUCGAGAAACUUCCAUCCUCUCUCCAACACCUGGAACAUCGAGGGAAUUCCCAACGACGCCUGUGCGAGCAUCGUGACGAAUAACAUAACCACAUCCUACGUCACAUCUACCAACACUGUCACGGUCGGAUCGGUGAUUCAAACAAACACUUACACGUUCAGCCCUAGCUCGGGAACCACUACCACGUGGAUUCACAAUGCUUGGCAUGUUUCAUGGGACCCGACAGACGUUGUGAGCCUCACACCUUCUCCACCGACGCCUAGAUGUUCGACAUCGGGCAUCUUGAGCUGGGUGCCUGGUGAGAGCCCCGGAAACAGCAGCACGGUGUACGGCUCCGAGUGCCAGAAGCAGGAGUCGGGCAACACCGCGGGUUGGGGACUCUAUUUAUUCCUGGUAGCUGGCUUGCCCACCAUCAUCGGUUUGGCCUUCAUUGGGUGCUGUGUCUGCGCCAUUCGAAGCAACAGCACGCAGAGAAGACGCCAAAGGGAGAGGGUGGCCGAGGCUUACCUGGCAUCAAGUCAAGCAACGGCGACCAGCCAGAGCCAGGGGAAGACCCAACCAGCGGUUCAGGAGACGAUACCGCUCGAGACCGUGGGACGGGAAUGA
This is a messenger RNA of Clonostachys byssicola, 933 nucleotides long. NCBI's taxonomy places the organism in Eukaryota, Fungi, Ascomycota, Sordariomycetes, Hypocreales, Bionectriaceae. The record is from the annotation of a GenBank genome assembly.